This is a messenger RNA of Plasmodium gaboni, 1182 nucleotides long. Its product is annotated as putative DNA mismatch repair protein MSH2. The record is from RefSeq and is a predicted model, not a curated record. Gene Ontology annotation, molecular function: mismatched DNA binding; ATP-dependent DNA damage sensor activity; ATP binding. The annotation marks the transcript as partial. Gene Ontology annotation, biological process: mitotic recombination; mismatch repair. Lineage: Eukaryota; Apicomplexa; Aconoidasida; Haemosporida; Plasmodiidae. The transcript has a single exon. Gene Ontology annotation, cellular component: nucleus; MutSalpha complex.
AUGGAAAAUCAUGAAGUAGAAGAAGUUAAUGAGGAUCAAAUAUUAUGCUUAUACAUAGAUACGAAAAAAUAUCAGAAAAGUUUAGGUGUAUGUUUUUAUAAUUAUUUAAAAUAUGAAUUUUUAAUGACAGAAUUUAUUGAUAAUGGACAUUUUACAGCUUUAGAAUCUUUAUUCAUACAGAAAAGACCACAAAAGUGUUUUUUUAAUAGUACUAAUGAUUUAGUUGAUGAUGAAAGGCUUUUAAAUUUGUUUAAAAUUUGUAAUGUUCAAGCUAUUCCUUUAGAAAAGAAAAAGUAUGAUGCAACUAAUUUAAAAGAUGAAUUAAAGCUAAUUAUAUCUCAUAAUGAUGAUGUAAGAAAUUAUGAUAAACAUUUAGAAUUAGAAAAUGCAUGUAAAUGUUUAAUGGUUUUAAUUAAUUAUUUAAAACUACAAGAAAAUCAAGAUAUACAUAAUCAAUGUAAAAUUAAUAUACAUAAUAUGGAUUUAUAUAUGAGAUUAGAUAAAGCAGCUAUUAGUGCAUUAAAUAUCCUUCCAAAUAAAAAGAAUACACAUAGUUAUAAUACUAAUACAAGUUUAUUGAAAUUUUUAGAUAAAUGUAAUACUUCAAUAGGUUCGAAAAAAUUAGUAUCAUGGUUAACACAACCAUUAACUAAUGUUGCAGAAAUAAAUAAAAGAUUAAAUAUUGUUGAAUUUUUCAUAAAAGAAGAUGAUGCUCGUAAUGUUAUUUUUUGUAAUUAUUUAAAAAGGAUACCAGAAUUAGAUAAACUUAAUCAUUAUUUAAAAGAAAUAAAUCAAAAUAAUGAAAUUCGAGUAAAUUCUAAAUAUAAUGAAGAAAUGAUUUUAAAAGACAUUGUAAAAAUGUAUUAUUCUAUUUUAGAUUUUAAACAAAUUUACUUUACUUUAAAACCUAUUAAAGGAAAAAACAAAGAAACUAUAGACGAAAUCAUUAUAAAUCCUUUACAUGACAUUUUGAAUAAAUUUUCUAAAUUAUUAGAUAUGAUUGAAAUAACUAUAGACUUAGAAGAAGUUCAAGAAAAUAAAGUUUAUUUAAUUUCGACAAGAUUUGAUAGUGAAUUAGAAAUUAUUGCUAAUGAAAAAAAUGCAUUAAUGAAGAAAAUCAAAAAACAUAAAGAUGAUGUAGAAAAAGAUAUUUUUGCAGAUAAAUAUGACAGAACUUAUAAA